Spodoptera littoralis (African cotton leafworm) is the source of this 372-nucleotide messenger RNA. The record is from the annotation of a GenBank genome assembly. NCBI's taxonomy places the organism in Eukaryota, Metazoa, Arthropoda, Insecta, Lepidoptera, Noctuidae.
AUGGCCGACGUUCUCGAAAUCGACCCCGUGGACGAUGACCUCGGUUACGAUUACGAGACGACAAAGAUCCCCGACAUCAUUGCUCCAGACGAGAUGAUUGAGUCUGGUUACCAGGAGGGGUCUGAACAAAGCUAUGGGGAUCGUAGGGAUUCGAAGGAAGGUUUUGGGGGUGAAGGUGACUCUGACAGUGGCGUGGAUGGGGUGAGCAGUGGCUGUAGUGUAGCCGAUGACUGUCCCGUAGUGUCGAUCAAUGAUGUGGUGGCGUAUUACGAUGACAUUCGUCCGAGGCGGCGGCAUGUACCGCAGCUCAGCUUCUACAACGUGGACAUCGAGCGCCUGGCCAUGGAUGCUCUCGUUCAGGUCAGUCACUAG